AUGAAGCUUCGAAAAGAGAUAUACGAAAAUGGUAAAAGGAGAGAAAAACCCCAGGAUGGUCGAUCCAUCAACGAUUCCAACAAGAGGCUGAACAUGGGAUUCUCGGAGAACAAUCAUUAUCAAAGACCGUCUCUCCAAUGUAAUAAGUGCGGUAAGCAAGGGCAUUUGGAAAAAGAUUGUCGACAAGGGACAGGUCAAUGUUUCCGAUGCGGUAAACGAGAUCACUUGGUCAGAGAUUGUCCCAUGCCAGAUUCUCGAAACCAAAGCGCAAACCACUACGAUCCUAGACGAAUUCAAGGAAGCGGACAAAUUUCCGGAUAUAAGGGCACCACAAGUAACACCAACGUUAACAGAAACCCUGCACGAGGAUCUUCGCAAGCUGGAAGAGUAUACGUGAUGCAAUCAACUGGAGCUGAAAAACAUGAAAAUAACGAUAAUGAAACCUUCUCUACUCCCGAUGCUUAA
Messenger RNA from Beta vulgaris subsp. vulgaris (sugar beet), 465 nucleotides. Its product is annotated as serine/arginine-rich splicing factor RS2Z33-like. Gene Ontology annotation, molecular function: zinc ion binding; nucleic acid binding. The transcript has a single exon. Lineage: Eukaryota; Viridiplantae; Streptophyta; Magnoliopsida; Caryophyllales; Amaranthaceae. Bases 1 to 465 code for a protein of 154 amino acids. The record is from RefSeq and is a predicted model, not a curated record.